This is a messenger RNA of Rhineura floridana, 6028 nucleotides long. It is a transcript of the gene TMEM255A, whose product is annotated as transmembrane protein 255A. The transcript has 9 exons. NCBI's taxonomy places the organism in Eukaryota, Metazoa, Chordata, Lepidosauria, Squamata, Rhineuridae. The record is from RefSeq and is a predicted model, not a curated record. The coding region runs from base 295 to 1257 and encodes 320 amino acids.
GGUGGGCCAGCGGGCGCUCGGACGGCGGGCGUGGCAAAACCGCCUGCGCCCGAGCGCGCCGUGCCAGGAGGGAAGGAAGCCCUUCUCCCUCCCCUUGUUUCUGCAGGGAGCGGGGCUGGUAGGGUCGUGCCCGGCUCGCACAGGUGCCCAAGGCCGGCUCUGGUGGCUGGAGGGAGCUGCUGCUGCCCGGGGCAUGAGCCUGGAACGGGGCAGGAGGAUGCGCCGCGGCCGGUAGCAGCGGCCGGACCCCGUGCGUCGAAGCCCCCCAGGCGCAGGAGAAGCCGCGUCGCCACCAUGCACCAGGCCUUGACGCAGCCGCGCUCUAGCGCGAUCCCCCUCUCGGACUCCGUGGGGUCUUUCAAUAGAAGAAAAAGAAAUUCCCUCUACGUAACGGUGACUCUUCUCAUUGUGUCUCUGUUAAUUCUUACGGUUGGUCUCGCUGCUACGACAAGAACCCAAAAUGUGACUGUUGGAGGUUAUUACCCGGGGGUUAUUCUUGGUUUCGGGUCAUUUCUUGGAAUUAUUGGAUCGAAUCUGAUAGAAAAUAAAAGGCAAAUGCUGGUUGCUUCAAUAGUGUUCAUCAGUUUUGGCGUCAUCGCUGCCUUCUGCUGCGCCAUUGUGGAUGGUGUGUUCGCUGCCCGGCACAUAGAUCUCAGGCCCCUCUAUGCCGGACGUUGUCACUAUUUUUCUAAAAGUACAGCUCAGCCAGAGGCAAUCUGCCCCUCCCAGCACCACUGCGUGCCUAAGAUCAAAAGCAACACUUGCUUCUGCUGCGACCUCUUCAACUGUGGGAGCAGAGUGGAGAUUUCGGGCGGAUAUUAUGAGUACAUUGAUGUCAGCAGCUGCCAAGAUAUUAUCCACCUUUACCAUCUGCUCUGGUCGGCAACCAUAUUGAACAUCGUGGGGUUGUUUCUAGGGAUCAUCACUGCUGCAGUCCUGGGCGGCUUUAAAGAUAUGACACCCUCACUUCCUGCUCUAAACUGUACAGUUGAAAAUGCGCGGCCAGCUGUAUCUUAUUACUCAAGACCCCAGGUGACAUCGUAUAAUACAUACUACCACAGCACGCCUCACCUGCCACCAUAUUCGACGUAUGACUUCCAGCAUUCCAGCGUAUUCCCGGUCUCCACUCCUGGCCUUUCAGACGAUCCUCCAUCGUUGUUGCCAUCACCGAACUACGUGUGGUCUCCCACCGCUCCUCCUCGUUACUCUCCACCGUAUUUCCCACCUUUUGAAAAGCCGCCACCGUACACACCGUGAAGGGAGAACAGGCAGAAACGGUGCUACUGGAACUAAUUGUGAACCUUUUGUACUGGGGAGGGAGAGAGGGCACACUUAUUAUGUAGCAUAUAUAGACAUUUAAAAUAGGGGAACCUAGCUACACACUCUCUUAGUAGCUCAGGCCUAGGCCAGAUUGAUGCUCAUUAAUUAUCAGGAGGGAGAAGUGGGAAGUCCUGCACUGAGCACCUUGUUUUGUUUUGUUCUUUCAAAUACAUCUUGAUUUCUGGCUGCUAUCAACUUCUAAGAAAGACAUUGCUUCGAGGGCUUGCCAAGCUGUAUCCCUAUCUCGCUUUGAGCAAAUUGCUUGCUAAAAGUGGUGCAUAUGGCUAAUCUGGGCCUAUAGUUGCCUUAGCCUGCCCUGCUUUUCCAAAAGGUGCUUAUAAAGGGUAUUCCUAAUUUCCUUUUGUUCUCUGUGGCAAAACUGCUGGGUUGAGUAAAAUGUACCUGGCCCUGAAGAUUGAAAGGAAGAGUCAAAGAGCUUGAACAUGUAAAAAGAAUUCUCUAAAUGGGUGGGGGUGGAAAAAUAUUCUGUGGUAUAUGGAGCCUUAAUUCUGCACACUGAAAAUGGGCCUUUGAAGGGGAAUAGAGUAAGGGCAAGCUGUAUUUCAAGAUAGGUCUUCUUAUUUCUUGUGAGUACAUGUUUAUAUUGUCACCAAGUGUCACUUUAGUGCUGCUGUUUGCUGUGCAAAUAGCAUUGUACUGACACCUAGUGACAGACUAUAAGCAUUACAGCACAGUAGAAAAAUAACGCUUGCUUCAUACAGAACUUUUCCUUUACAUAUGUAGGAGAAAUGCCAUAUAUAAACUGGCCUUUAUUUUCCUAUUUAGAUUUUUAAAAGGUAACAGGUGCCAUACAAAAUACUUUUAUGUUCUUUUUUGUAAUACAAAAGCCACACAGUUUGGCUGGAUAGUGUUUUCCUCUCCUUCCCUGUAAAAGGGUGGAGACGAUAUUUUUUUUCUGUUCAAGAGGAUGCUAAAUAAGUUCUUUAGCAACUGCAUGCAUCAAAUGUCCACCCUCUGUUCCAACAUAAGCCGUAUUGGGGCAAACACCUUGCUUGUAAACAAACACAUGAGGAGAAGCGGGGUGUGCCAAACCCCACCCCUUACAACUUGUCAUCCAGACACAGUUUAAAACCCUUCACAAUUCUGAGAGCAAAGGCCUGAAGUGGGAAGCUUUCUCUACUCAUGGAGGCUUCCCAUACAGUUUAGAACCCUGCUCAAUCAGGGGUUUUAAACUGUGUGGGCAGCUUCCGCAGGUAGAGGAAGCUCCCCACUGUGCCUUCAAAUUAAUGGAAGAAUCUAAACCGUGUAGAGAUGAUAUUGCAGAGGGGUAUUCCCCCCUGUUCACCUCACAUACAGGUUUACACAUGAGAAUAUUGCAUCCACUGAUUGAUCCACCAUCAGAGGCAACAUGCUUCUGAAUUCCAGUUGCUGGAAACCUCGGGAGAGGAGAGUGCUGUUGCGCUCAGCCCUGCUUGUGGGCUUCCCGUAGGCAUCUGGUUGGCCACUUUGAGAACAGGACUAGAUGAGCCACUGGAAUGAUCCAGCAGGCUUUUCUUGUAUUCUUAAGAUUACAGGCAUUCAGUUUAACCAUUUUGGGACUCUCGGUUGACAGGAAACGGAAACUGACAUUUACUGCCCAAACGGUGCCCUUAAAAUUGGCUGCAUGCAUACAUUCUUCAUAGGCUUAUGUAGUCAGCUUUCUAUGACGCACCACUCAGCAUGCAGAAUCCUCUGCUGGUUCAAAUCUUAGGAAACUUGAAGUCCCAUUCGCACUUUAUUUGGCAGCCUCUUGGGCAUCUUAUUAGUGAUGCUGUCGAUGCUUGAAGCAGAUGUGUGUAUAUGGAAUUGCAAGACUCCCCCCCCCCAUGGCUCCAUAGUGACUGUCCACUGUGUCUUGAUACAGAUUUCUUAACUCAGUCAUUUGGGUAGGCCACAGGGGGGAGGUGGGGGAGAGAGAGAGAGGUUUCCUAUAAUGAUUUAUUACAAAGAGCCGAUUCUGCUGCCAAAUGACCCGUCAAGCCUAUACAAAAGAAGAGAAUUUGCCCUGCAAAAAAUUUUUAAAAACCAAACAACACUGUCAUUAAACUGUUAUUUUAAAACAGAAUACAAUCUGGCUUUCAGCAUUUACAGCUCUAGCAAUUUGGAAAAUUGUCUCAUAUGUGUGGCCAGUUUCGUCAAUUGGACAAUGAAUAGAACUGGCAUUGCAUACAGCAAUGGAGAUUGUAGACCGAGGCCAGCAGCCUAACCUAUUUCAUGGCCUUUGGGAGGAAAGCAUGUGAAAGAGCUUUUACUGCAACAUUUUCUUGAAUCCUUAAGAUAGGGUCAGAAAAAAAAUCUAAAACAAAUGGGGGAACUCUAACCCGUGUAGUACCAUUGCAUUUUAACCUACUGCUUUCAAUUUGGUUCCUAUACAAAAUGUUUUGUGAGAGUUGAAAAGCCUGUAUCAUGCAAUUGGUUUAUAACUAAUCCAAUCUGUUUGUUUAAGCUGAAAUAGGUGGAUACAUGUAUCUAUGAGCAAGUUCUAGCAGUUAUCCCUUAUAUAGCUUAAAAUGUUUGUCAUAUGUUAGGCAAUAUAUACCGACAGUAGACUGGCUGGCUGGCUCAGAGCAGAUUUAAGCACACAAGCUCACUGUUAUCAGUUGGCUUCACUUAAUUCUAUGUUGUUGUCAUUCAUGGGGAAGGAGGGAUGUGGAAAGAGCUGUGCAAAAAUACUUACAGGACAGAUGUUCUCAUAAUUCACUGACCCUUAUUUGCUUGGAAGUCUUAGAAUGCUUUAUUUACACCAGGAUUGGUUUGCAAGUAAAAAAGCUGGCACUGAGUAUAGUGGGGCUGUGCCUCUUUGCCCUUGUGGAUCAGCCUCCACGGGUUCCACACUGGUUGGUCCAACAGGAUGAUCAGAUUUUGGAACACCAAGAACCAAUAUUAAGGGGCUGCAGUUUGGUGGCCGUGGCCGUGCUUUGCUUGCAGAAGGUCUUCGGCUCAACUCCUGGCAUCUCCAGUUAAAUGGCCCAGGUGGCAGGUGAUGGGAAAGAACUUCCUCUGCCCAAGACCUUGGAGAGCCACUUCCAGUCAGAGUAGACAGUACUGGGCUUGAUGGAGAAAUGAACCUGGUCUAAGGCAGCUUCCUAUGAUAACAAUUGAGCUUAACUGGUUACUUAACUACACACUUUUAUUUCCAGUGAGACAGAAAUUCUUCUAUAGGGGAAUAACAGAUAAGUCUCUAUCUUGCAGGCCAGCCUCAUUGCGUAAAGCUUGGUCUGAAGACCUGUGUAAGGACAUUGUGAUAGCCUGGAUCUUCUCUUUAAAGCUGUGCCAUUAACACCACUACUCCUGACAUCACACCAAGGCUGCAAUCCUGUAUCUACUUACCUCACAGUAACCCCAAUCUAAUGCAGUGAGAUUUACUUCUGAGUAGGGAUGGAUGAGAAAUUUGGUUCAGUUCACAUUUAAAGGAGAACUUACUAAUCUGCACUUUCCAAAACAAUAUGAGAACCAAAACACAGCGGUCCUUCAAAAUCCACUUCUCUAAAUUUUGUAAUGCAGGUCUCCAGCCAAGUAAUGUGUACAAAAACACAUGUAUUGGGGUAAUGUGCAUCAAAAUGCAAAUACUAGUGAAAAUGGUGCAAAAAAUUCAUUAUAUUAGAGACAGUUGCUUGCAAAAUUGUGUAUAUUAGUCCAAAUGGUAUACAAAAAUGUAUUUAUUUGGAGAAAUUCACACUAAAAUGCCGAUAGAUGUUCAUGUUUAUUUUAGCUAAAAUCUGCAAAUUGCUGUGGAAAUGUGGAGAUCUGAAUUUAAGGUUGGAAAAGUAAGAAACAGAGUGAACAGAAAUUGACAGAUUUGUCCAUCCCUACUUGCAAGUAGCCAUGGAUAGGCAUGUGCUUUAAAAAUGCUUCAUUGCCUUAAGACCCAGCAUGUUCAUCAUGUGCAGCUAUUUUAAAAAGCUUUCAUUCAGGGGUGAGGAACCUGUGACCUUCCAGAUGAUGUUGGAUUCUAAAUCCCACCUAACCCAGCCAGCCUAGCCAAUUGUCAAGGAUACUGAAAGUUGGAGUCCAGUAACAUCUGGAGGGCCACAGGUCCCGCAGCCCCACUUCUAGUUCAUUAGUCAUUAUAUAAAACAGGCAUAAUUCACCUGAAUGGCCUCCUGUGUUAGCCCAAUAUUUGCCCAAAUAUUCUUGUGGUGUUCUCAUUGCUUAUUCACAUCAGUGGGGCUUUACUCAAAGAGGUUUAAAGUUUCAUUUUGAAAGCAACUUUAGUAGAGCAUCCUUCCCUAUGUCCACUUUUUCUCCGGAAUAUCCUAGGACAACAGUUUUGGGGGCGGGUGGGAGGGAUUUUAAUCUCUGUGCUAAAAUUUCAUGAUGUUAACUUCAUUUGUAUAGCGAUUACUGCUCUCUUGAUCUGUAAAUAUAUAAAAGGAUGCUCUCUAACACAAUGGCCUCUUUCAGAUCAAGCAGUGCACUUAGAUUUCAUUGCCACUGAGUGCCAAAGACUUGGCACAAAUGGAAUGGUUACGAAACAGCAUCCUUGUUGCUUUUUAGUCUCUUUUUUUUUUUUUUUAAUGAAGAAAGUAGAAAUUAUCUCCACCUCAACAGCCAGUUUGGGAUUUUUUUGGCUUUGAUAUAAGUGCAUUCACCUGUAAAUGUAAACAGAGGUCACAGGCACUGUAUUAUCAAAUCCAUUUCUUGUGUGAAUGUAGUGCAUAUAUGAUUCAUGUACCCUCGGAAUAAUUUAUAAAACUAAAAUAAAAGU